UACCCAAGUGAUGGAUAAGCCUAUCAAGUCCCAGGUUCACUUGGUAACUCCAGCAAUCCCAUCGUCCCCUGGCUGGAACUAUGAGCUCACCAAUCUCGACCUCAUCAAUUGGAUCCCCAGGCCGGAGUACCAUGAGCUUGUGUUCUUCUUCCGCGACUGCGUCUCUCCGCAUCAUGGCGAGCGAGAGCUCCACCAAGGCCUCAAGUCGUCCCUGUCCAAAGCACUGGCCGAGUUCCCUGUGCUCGCUGGCCGGAUUUGCCACGGCGAGGCACCUUUCAAGCUUAAGGUGAAUGUCAACUCCCAAGGUGUGAACGUCAUUGAAUCCAGGAGCGAUGCGAGCCUCGACGAGUGGUCGGACCUCAGGCAGUGCCCAAUUUCGGUCGAUUUCUCGCUUUCUGGUGAUCAUGCUGAUCUCUCCCAGAUGCCAUUGAUGCAAGUCCAGGUGACAACGUUUCGCUGUGGAGGAGUGGCCAUUGGCUUCCACUUUCUACACAUGGUCAUGGACGGGUACAGCCUCGUCAAAUUUCUCACGCGAUGGAGUGAGAUCCACCGUGGGGUCUCGCCAGUCAACCCAAGAAAUCGCCAAGACUUCACAACCGCGGUGCUGAAAGCUCGCAGCUCUCCACUCGUGGAUGCCCCGGUGCCUUUCGUCGUAGAACAUGCACAGCAAGACGCACUCGGCUUCGACUUUGGAGGCGCGGAAGAACACGAGUCGAUGGUGCUGCGGAUGGGCAAACAGGCCAUCGAUUCCUGCGCCCGAGAGAUCGAAAGCUCCACCAAGUUCGGCUAAGGCAGA
Molecule: messenger RNA, 796 nt
Organism: Selaginella moellendorffii
Lineage: Eukaryota; Viridiplantae; Streptophyta; Lycopodiopsida; Selaginellales; Selaginellaceae
Product: shikimate O-hydroxycinnamoyltransferase
Exons: 1
Coding region: 11-790 (259 amino acids)
Molecular function (GO): acyltransferase activity, transferring groups other than amino-acyl groups
Source: RefSeq, a predicted model, not a curated record